AUGGAUAAAGGGAGAGAGGAUAGGUGGCAAGGGUUGAGUCUUCACCCCCAUGGACCACCGCCUCUAUCAGAGGGAGUGAAGAUCCUUGGCACUUGGACUAGCCCCUUCUGCUUAAGAGUAGAACUUGCUCUAAACCUCAAGGGCAUUAGCUAUGAAUACAUAGAGCAAGACUUGAGAAACAAGAGCCCGCUUCUUCUUCAACUGAACCCAGUUCACAAAAAGGCCCCUGUUCUCAUACACAAUGACAAGGCCAUCUCUGAAUCUCUGAUCAUCCUUGAAUACAUUGAUGAAACUUGGCAAAAAAUUGCUCCUCUUGUGCCUGAAAAUGCUUACAAGAAAGCACUAGUGAGAUUUUGGGCAGACUUUUUUGAGAGAAAGGUAAUAGAGACCACCAUAGAGUUUACAGAGAACCUCAAGGUGUUUGAACAUGGUGUUCAAAAAGAUUUUGAAGGCGAGAACCCAUUCUUCAAUGGAGAAAUCCCUGGUUUUUUGGGAGUUGUAGUGUGUUCUCUGUCGAGCUGGAUCAAAGUUCUGGAAAUGGUCUCUGGAGAAAGACUGGUAGUAACUGAGAAGACCUGUGUUUUGUUCAUGGCUAGCUGCUUUCAAUGAAGUUGGGGUUGUUAGAGAGAAUUCUCCUGAACAUGGGAAGCUGCUUUCUCAUGUGAAAGCCGUGA
Molecule: messenger RNA, 674 nt
Organism: Amborella trichopoda
Lineage: Eukaryota; Viridiplantae; Streptophyta; Magnoliopsida; Amborellales; Amborellaceae
Source: RefSeq, a predicted model, not a curated record